Phalacrocorax carbo (great cormorant) is the source of this 3924-nucleotide messenger RNA. The record is from RefSeq and is a predicted model, not a curated record. Lineage: Eukaryota; Metazoa; Chordata; Aves; Suliformes; Phalacrocoracidae.
AAGCCGCCUGCUCGUGAGGCUGCAGGCAGGAAGGAAGUCACCACGGGGAUUUUUUGACUCGCUCCUUCGCUCACAGCCUCCGAGCAGCCGCCUACGCAGCCCAGGAACCCCAACCCAGCGGCACAGCCCUGCCCGGGACCUGGUCCCCAGGGCUAGAGCACACGGGCCCCGGCAAGGCCGCUGGCACGGCAGCAGCGCCCGCCAUGGCCCCGCUGGGCGAGGACACGCCGCUGAUCGGGGAGCGCUCCUGCAGCCUCUCCUCCACCGAGACCGGCACCCUCCAGGUGCACCUGUACCACUGGGUGCCCACCCCCUGCAGCCCCCCUGGCACCGCUGCCGGCGUCCUCACCUUCACCUUCGGCGAGUACACAGCCGAGGAGCUGUGCGUCCGUGCUGCCAAAGCCUGCGGCGUGCUGCCCGUCUGCCACCCGCUCUUCGCCCUGGCCACCGAGGAUCUCAGCUGCUGGUUCCCCCCCAACCACCUCUUCACCGUCGAUGACUCCUGCAGCCAGGUCGUGGUGUACAGGAUCAGGUUCUUCUUCCCCAACUGGUGUGGACUGGGACGGUCCCACCGCUUUCAGCUGCUGAAUGACCGGGCCAGCCCCGUCCUGGACUACCCUGUCAUCGACUACCUUUUUGCCCAGUCCCGCAGUGAUUUCAUCGGGGGCCGCGUGACGGUGGCGCUGAGCCUGCCCAUGCAGGAGGAGUGCCUGAGCCUGGCCGUGCUGGAUAUGCUGCGCAUCGCCAAGGAGAAGCGGCAGAGCCCCGACGAGGUCUUCAGCCAUGUCAGCUAUAAGUCCUGCAUCCCUGAGCCAUUGCGGUGCCAGAUCCAGCAGCACAACUUCCUCACCCGCAAGCGCAUCCGCCGCCGCUUCAGCAAAUCCCUGCGCAGGAUCGGGGGCUGCCAGACAGACGGAUGCUACCUGAAGCUCAAGUACCUGCUGGACCUGGAGCGGCUGCAGCGGCGCUGGGCGGAGGAGAGUUUCCGCGUGCGCUCACCCGGCUCCACCACGGACAUCGUCAUCCAUGUGGCCGGCGAGAACGGCGUCUCCUGGAGCUGCGGUGACUCCGAGGUGCAGGUGGGUGGCUGCGCCGGGGGUUCCCGAGGUGGGGGACGUGGAGGCCAGCCCCAGUCGUGUCCCCAGCAGAGCCGCCAGCACUUCUGCGACUUCCCCGACAUCGCCGAUAUCAGCAUCAAGCAAGCGAGCCGGGAGGGCAGCCCCGUGGAGAACCGCAUCGUCACCCUCACCAAGACGGACAACCGGGUGCUGGAGGUGGAGUUCCCCACGCUGCAGGAAGCCCGCUCCUUCGUGGCUCUCAUCGACGGCUACUACCGCCUGACGGCAGACGCCCACCACUACUUCUGCAAGGAGGUGGCUCCCCCCCGGCUCCUGGAGGAUGUGGAGAACCAGUGCCACGGGCCCAUCAGCUCCGAGUUUGCAGUGAAUAAGCUGAAGGCGGCAGGGAGCCGCCCCGGGCUGUACCUGCUGCGCCGCAGCCCGCAGGACUUCGACAGCUACCUGCUGACAGUCUGCGUCGAGACCCGCUCCGGCCAGGACUACAAGCGCUGCCUGAUCCGCAGGGAUGAGGAUGGGAGCUUCUGUCUCAAGGGGGUGGCGCGGCGGUUCUGCAGCCUGCGGGAGCUGCUGAGCACCUACGGGCGCUGCGGGCUGCAGGCCGAGGGUACCCGCAUGCGCCUGGCUGCCUGCUGCCCGCCCCAGCCCAAAGAGAAGUCCAACCUGCUGAUCGUGCGGAGCGGCUGCCCCCAGCCCCCCGGCUCCCCCGCCGCCCCCCGCCACAGCCUCAACCAGAUGAUGUUCCACAAGAUUGACCCCCAGAGCCUCACGCAAGGCGAGAGCCUGGGCCAGGGCUCCUUCACCCAAAUCUACAAGGGCAUCAAGCGGGACCAGGAGGAGGACGGGUACUACCAGACCGAGGUGGUGCUCAAGGUCAUGGACGGCAGCCACCGCAACUGCUCCGAGUCCUUCCUGGAGGCAGCCAGCAUCAUGAGCCAGCUCUCCCACAAGCACCUGGUCCUGCUGCAUGGCGUCAGCCUCGGGAAGGACAGUAUCAUGGUGCAGGAGUACGUCAGGUACGGGCCCCUGGACCUCUACCUACGGAAGAACCAAGGCGAGGGCAAGGUGACGACGAGCUGGAAGCUGCAGGUGGCCAAGCAGCUGGCAUAUGCCCUCAAUUACCUGGAGGACAAGAAAAUCACCCACGGCAACGUCUCCGCUAAGAAGGUGCUGCUGACCCGGGAGGGGGACGUGGCCAGCGGCAGCCCCCCCUUCAUCAAGCUCAGCGACCCCGGGGUCAGCGUCACCGUCCUGGCUAAGGAGAUGCUGGUGGAGCGCAUCCCCUGGGUGGCCCCUGAGUGCCUCAGCAACCCCAAGAGCCUGGCGCUGCCGGCCGACAAGUGGAGCUUUGGGGCUACCCUCUGGGAGAUCUUCAGUGGUGGCAACAUGCCCGUGAGCCUGCUGGAGCCCCAGAAGAAGCUGAAUUUCUAUGAGAACAGCCUCCAGCUCCCCGCGCCAAAGUGGACGGAGCUGGCCACGCUCAUUGCACAGUGCAUGGACUACCAGCCCUGCCGCCGGCCCUGCUUCCGCGCCCUCAUCCGGGACCUCAACAGCCUCAUCACCUCUGAUUAUGAGCUGCUCUCGGACCUGUCACCCACUGACACGAUGCUCCGGGACAGCUUCUGGGGGUACGAGCCCCUCACCAUGUGCCAGGACCCCACAUACUUCGAGGAGCGGCACCUCAAGUACAUCUCGCUACUGGGCAAGGGCAACUUUGGGAGCGUGGAGCUGUGCCGCUACGACCCGCUGGGCGACAGCACGGGCGAGCUGGUGGCGGUGAAGAAGCUGCAGCAGGAUUCGGCCAAGGAGCUGCGGGAUUUCGAGAGGGAAAUCCAGAUCCUGCACUCGCUGCAGCACGACUUCAUCGUCCAGUACCGGGGCGUGUGCUACAGCCGGGGGCGGCGUGGGCUGCGGCUGGUGAUGGAGUACCUGCCCAACGGCUGCCUGCGGGACUACCUGCAGAAGAACCAGCCCCGCCUGGACCACAGGACCUUGCUCCUCUACGCCUGGCAGAUCUGCAAGGGCAUGGAGUACCUGGGGGCGCAGCGCUGCGUGCACCGGGACCUGGCCAGCAGGAACAUCUUGGUGGAAAGCGAGACCCAUGUCAAGAUCGGGGAUUUCGGGCUGGCCAAGCUGCUGCCACAGGACAAGGACUAUUACGUGGUGCGGGAACCCGGCCAGAGCCCCGUCUUCUGGUACGCGCCUGAGUCCCUGGCAGACAACAUCUUCUCCCGGGCAUCCGACAUUUGGAGCUUUGGGGUCCUCCUCUACGAGCUCUUCACCUACAGCAACAAAAGCAAGAGCCCCUCAGAGGAGUUCCUCCGCAUGAUGGGCACCAAGAAGAUGGCACAGAUCAUCUGCCACUUGCUGGAGCUCCUGAAGGACAACCGGCGUCUCCCAGCCCCAGCUGGCUGCCCCGUGGAGGUCUACACGCUGAUGCUGAGCUGCUGGGCCUUCACCCCCAGCGCCAGACCCACCUUUGGGGAGCUGGCCCCCAAGGUGGAGGCACUGCGGGAUGGCCGGAGCAAAGCCCGUGGGUAGCCCACCCCAGCCAAGACCCCGGCCACCCACCUCCCUCCCCAACACCAGGCAACGACAGACAGACAGACACACGGCCACAGCGAUGCUUUAACGCGCUUUAACAGCUGCGGGGCCAGCGGAGGGGCAGCAAUGUGGGGGGGGACGCAGCUGUCAUCACCCCCACCAUGCAGGGCAGCCCUGCUUCCCCCUUCCCCAUGGUGGGCAGGGCCCCUGCGCAACGGCGCUUGCCUUUUACCCCCACUUCCGCCUGUUUCUGUCCCCACCAUGGCAGGAUGUGGCAUAUUUCUAGUAAAGUUCGGUAAAUUUG